AUGGAAGAAAAACGUUGUCGACGAAACUCUGUUUCAAGUGUUCAUUCACAGUCGAAUUAUUCGAUUGCAAAUGUUCAAUGCUCCGGUGACCAUACUCAUGCUAUAGUCCAAAGAGAAAAAGAUAAUAAAGUUAUUCUUGUACCUUUGGAUUGUUUUAUUAAUUUUGGUAAAAUUGUAAAAGCAAAUGAAACUGCUACAUACAAGUUAACCACGGAUUCCAGAAAAUCAGAACGUGGAAAAGUAUUGCUUUUCGGUAGUGAAGAUUUAUGUGUUGAACAACUUCAAGUUAUACAAGAGGAGAAUAUUGAAGAAGAUCAAUUUUCAGGAAAAACAAAAUAAAUUGAUGAUCAAUUUGAUGCAUCACCUUCAAAAAAAAUAAAUUCGGCUAGUAGUAUUACUGUUGGAUCACCAACACGUUUUGGAAAAAAAACAUCUCAAGUUAAACGAAAAUUGUUUAAUGAUAACACUGAAUUCUUAUCAACUAAUGAGAAUAUUUUUGGAGGUUAGCAAAGUUCUUUUUUUAAGAGAAAAUUUCUAUAAAUAGCCGGUGUUUUUUAUAAGCGUCUUCAGUCGAUAUCCUAAUAUCAGAUUCGUACACAUUUCUUUUACCUAAUUUAUAGUUUUAGAGGAUGAAGUUUAUGAAAUCAAUGAUUGUUCAAAAAAAACAAAAUUCAACAAUCUUGUUGCUGGUGAAUCAUCAGCAAAACGAAUAACUGAUGUUAACCAUCAAAUUCUGUCAAAAAAGUUAACUUCAACUGCCUCAUCAAGCCA
Messenger RNA from Rotaria sp. Silwood1, 771 nucleotides. The record is from the annotation of a GenBank genome assembly. Lineage: Eukaryota; Metazoa; Rotifera; Eurotatoria; Philodinida; Philodinidae.